GGGGGUGGAGUAACAGUAGAAGGGGCCUGGAGAGGCAGCUGGAUGUGUCUUGUCUAUCAGAAGGAGUCGUCUGAAGGCGAUGCGCGCACGUUUUUUUGCCCUCUCUGCGUUCAGAAGGAACGUUCCUACUUCUCUGUUUUCAACUGAAGCGCGUUAGAUGUAUUAAAAGAACAGGAAGCAACAAGAAGAACAGACCAGACGAGUUUCAGAGAAAUUUCCAAGUGUCCGUGUUUUGACAAUCGGACGGUGUUAUAUCUCCUUUACCGAUUUUCCUCCUCGCAGCGCAGCCUUGGAGAGCGCGCGCAGUGCGGCGAGAGCGCAGAGACACGCGGCACCAGCCCCGCAGUUUGGACUCCUUUCCUCCGAGCAGAGGAUGCGGUCCUCCGAUUGGAGCACAACCCGGAGCGCGUUUGAUCGGAGGGAACUGGUCUGAAAUCUGAACCAAACCACAUCAGCCCUUCCUGGAGUUUUUCCCCCCCCCUAAUCGGACGAAGUUAACAAUUUCUACCCCAUAUCACCAAUACGCACAAAAAAGACGCACUGAUUUUGAAACUCUUCGCCCUUUUAAGGGGAUUUACCCUUUUGAAUAAAAUCAGCUUCCUUCGCUUCCAGCUCGGUCCGUUGUUUUGAUCUCUGCAUGAACAGUCAAGCGGAAAAUCCCGCAGCAGCAGCAGCAGCAGCAGCAGCAUGCCGAGGAGAAAGCAGCAAGCACCGCGGCGGUCAGCAGCUUAUGGACCUGACGAUGAGUUUAAAACAGGGAAACCUGAUGAAGACGAGCACCUCAUGGACGAUUGUCUUUCCCUUGAUGGUCAAGAUGGAGACUAUAUCUUUAAUGAUGAUGAAGACCCAAGGGAACCCUAUAGCUGCCAGAACUCUCCCCUUAGCAAUGGCACUAACCAAGAUGCUGGAUAUGCUUCCCCUCUCAGUACUACGAGCGAUCAACUGGUGGAUCUUAAGACCACCACUUCCACCUCUAGUGAUCAAGAGAAGCUAGAGGAAAAGCUUGGGGAAGGCACUGAGUCAAUGGAUGCCCUCUCUCUUCAGGACAGUCUGACAAAAAUGAAAGCUGUCUAUGCAAACUUCAUUUCAGAUGCCGCCUGGUCCAGCAUUGCUGUGGAUAUGCUUAAAAGUAAACAAGGUAAUAAUUUGGCAGCUAGCAAUGGUAGAGGUAGCAAUUACAAAGGCAGCAAUGGGUUUCUGAAUAAUCACAGUUCAAACCACAGCCAUCUAAAGAGCAGAUUUAGUGGUAAUGAUACCCCAGUCACCACUCAAGUAAACAGCAGCAGCACGACUACACGGACAGUCUCAAGCAACAGCAGCACUGGCACUAGCUCCGCCAACACUGGAGGAUUAGCCUAUGACUGGCAUCAGGCAGCUUUAGCAAAAACUCUUCAGCAAAAUCCAUACCAACUCCUUCCUGAGCCAAGCCUCUUCAGCACCGUGCAGCUUUACAGGCAGAACAACAAAUUGUACGGGCCAGUCUUUACUGGAGCCAGUAAGUUUCGAUGUAAGGACUGCAGUGCUGCCUAUGAUACCUUGGUUGGUUUGACUGUGCACAUGAAUGAGACUGGCCACUACCGUGAUGACAACAAAGAUCCAGAGGAUGAUCGAAGUAAGAAGUGGUCCAAACCACGUAAGCGGUCUUUGUUGGAGAUGGAAGGCAAAGAAGAUGCUCAGAAAGUUCUCAAGUGCAUGUAUUGUGGCCACUCUUUUGAAUCCCUGCAAGAUCUUAGUGUUCACAUGAUCAAAACUAAACACUAUCAGAAAGUGCCUCUAAAAGAACCAAUGCCAGCUCUCACAUCUAAACUUGUACCCCCAACCAAAAAAAGAGCAUUUCAAGACUUAAUGUCCCCAAGCUCACCAGAGUCUGUGUCUCCUGGCAUAUUCUUUGGAGACUCUCCAAAAGACCAAAAAGCAGCUAAUCCCUAUGUCACUCCUAAUAACAGAUAUGGUUACCAAAAUGGGGCCAGUUAUACCUGGCAGUUUGAAGCCCGAAAGGCGCAAAUUCUCAAAUGCAUGGAAUGUGGCAGCUCCCAUGACACAUUGCAACAGCUUACAGCCCACAUGAUGGUCACUGGACAUUUUCUGAAAGUCACAAAUUCAGCCUCUAAAAAGGGUAAACAAUUAGUUUUGGAUCCUGUAAUUGAAGAGAAAAUUCAGUCGAUUCCUUUGCCUCCCACCACAACUCGUCUCCCGGCGCCCAAUGGCCAGCCCCAGUCUGACUCCCCUUCGCAGCCAUGCAGCCCCAAAGAGAAAAAUGAGGAUAAAAUAGAUAAUGAGGCAGAGGAAGAGAAAGUAGAAUUAGGCGAAACUGAUAAAAAAAUUAAAGAGGAAUAUGAAGACCCAAGUGAAAAGUCUGACAAGCCUGUUAAGACCAGAUCUUACCAGUACCUUACAGAAGAGGACUUAGAAGAAACACCAAAGGGUGGCCUAGACAUCUUAAAGUCUUUGGAGAAUACAGUGUCAAGUGCAAUCAGCAAGGCCCAAACAGGAGCACCAACAUGGGGUGGCUACCCCAGCAUUCACGCUGCGUAUCAGCUCCAUGGAUCCCUUAAGUCUACUUUGUCCUCCUGUGCACCGGUUCAACCUCUAUUCAGCAACUCCAACUUGAAGGUAUUGUCCUCUGACAUGGCCUCUUUGAUCCAUUCACCAAAUAGCCCCUCUCCACCUCUUAGCCAAAAAAACAAUGUGCUGGCUAUGGAGGAGCUUGUGGAAAAGGUGACAAGGAGUAAUUCUACAAAUGAUGAAAAAGAUGAAACUAAGUGCAUGUCUACAAAAUCACCAUCGCAAAGUACCAAGGCCAGUGCAGAUGCUGCCCCCAAAGUAGUGCAAAUCUCUAAAGUUGAGAUCCCUCUUGAUCUAAAAGGUACAGAAGAGCAAACUGAGCCUAAAACAGAAGUAAAGAUAAAAACUGAGGAUGAAUCACCACAGAAAACAGGUAUCAAUGGCUGCAAUAGCCUUAGCAUUAUCACUGAUAAUUUAUCUGAGCAAUCUCUUGUGAGCCCUCUCAGUGCUUUGCAGUCUGUUAUGAAUAACCAUUUGGGGAAAGCCGCAAAAGUUCCAAGACCUUCUGUGGACCCAUUUACAAUGCUUUAUAAGAUGAGCAGCUAUGCCCACACUAAACAAGCAGAGCCAUCAAGUCAAUAUAAUAAUGAUAAUAAUGAUCAGCCCAUAGACUUAACAAAAUCCAAAACCAGCAAUGUUGGUUCAGCUAAAGCUAAUCCUAUAACACCAAACAAUAAUAAUGCAAACAAUGUUAAAGCAGUUUUUAGAAAUUUCUCCCAAUCAUCAUCUUCACCCCUUCGAGAGAAUGCUUUGAUGGAUAUUUCGGACAUGGUUAAAAAUCUCACGGGCCGUUUAACACCUAAGUCUACUACACCAUCCUCUGUCUCAGAGAAAUCAGACAUAGACGGCUUUACUUUUGAUGACAGCAUGGAGGAGCUCUCUCCCAUCCAAAGAAGGAAAGGCCGACAGUCAAACUGGAAUCCUCAGCACCUCCUGAUUCUCCAGGCCCAGUUUGCCUCUAGUCUUCGGGAGACACCUGAGGGAAAGUUCAUAAUUAGUGACCUGGGACCUCAAGAGCGAGUACACAUUUGUAAAUUUACCGGUCUCUCCAUGACCACUAUUUCGCAUUGGCUGGCCAAUGUAAAGUACCAGUUAAAAAGGACAGGUGGAACAAAGUUCCUCAAAAACAUUGACUCUGGCCAACCUCUGUUUUUGUGUAGUGACUGUGCUUCACAGUUCAGGACUCCCUUGUCCUAUAUUAACCAUUUGGAGACCCACUUGGGAUUUACCUUAAAGGACCUCUCCAAACUUUCUCUAGACUUACUUGAACAGCAGGCAGUAACCAGAAUUGCGGAAAAGACGUUAACGUCUUCUGGACUUAAUGAAGAUGAUACUGGCUCAGCGUAUCAGUGCAAACUGUGCAACCGGACAUUUGUGAGCAAACAUGCAAUCAAAUUGCAUCUUUGUAAAACACAUGGAAAGUCACCAGAAGACCAUCUGAUCUAUGUGAAGGAACUUGAAAAGUUAGAUAAACAGUGAUAUCGAUGAUAUGGCAUGAUAUAUUCUUGUUGCACUAAAACUCUUAAGUCUCAAUCUGUCAACACAGGUUGUGCCACAGCUGUUUCAUAUAAGAUUUAACACCAUAUAUUGUAAUUAUUCAUUGAAUUUGAAUAAAAAAGGUUUUAUUUGCAAUAACUCGGAAACAGAUUGUUAUGGUUGCUUUUACACAUUUCUACAGAUUGGUGCAACAGACUCAGCACUAUAGAGUCAUUGAAUAAUUGUUAUUUCAUCAAUGCACUGCAUUUUAACUGAGCCUCUAGCAGUAGUCUGCUGUUUUCAAACUGACCUAUGCUCUUGUGUUCAUCACUGUUUAUUUUAGAAUAAAUAUAUUUUACUGUAUUUUGCAUAUUAUGAAGCUGUGCAUGUUUUCAUGUAAAGCAAUGAGAAUGUUAGGUCUGGUUACUUUCAGUCAUUAUGGCUUAAUUGAUGUCCCCAAUUAACAAAGCUAACUACUUUAAAGUUUAAUGGAUAAAGAUAGUGUUCCAAAAUGAUUCUGCACUUUCUGUGAGCCUAAACCAAUGAAGGAAAUUUGAUUUAAAAAGAUCAAGUUUGGUUUUAAGGCCCUUAAUCGAACCAUGAUGUUGUUUAUUUACCAUUAUGCCACAAUGAAAUUUCAGGCAUCUGUUUUUCCUUAAACCCAAAAUUCUUACUUGUCGUCUUUUUAACAUGUACAGUACUUGCUUAGAAGCCCAUCAGAAUUAUCAUGAAGGAGCUAAAGUUUUAAAGGUAAUAAAGUUAAAAACUCAAUGUAAAAAAUAAUAUUAAUAAAUAAUGUAUGUUGGCAUAUCUUGCUACUUACAAGUUCAGUAUUAUUUGUACUGUGUGGAUUUUUACGGUGUUAUUUUCUAGACCAAUUCAGAGGUUGAUGGUGUGAAGCUACAGAUUACUGUUGGACCAAAAAUGUCCUUUUUUCAGUGAGUUGUAGGUCCCUUAAUGUGCUUUUUAUGAAAUUACAUUUCUGACAUCUGAUUUGAUGUCAAUGACUGUAUAUAAGCUUGAAAUGAUUUGCUCUCAAGAGUUCCAGGUUUUUGUCAUGACCAGUUAUUCUAAAUGGCAUCCUUUAUCCUAAGUUGUAAAAUAAAUGUCAUGUCCUGGAAUAAA
Messenger RNA from Cyprinodon tularosa, 5166 nucleotides. Its product is annotated as teashirt homolog 1-like. The transcript has 3 exons. Gene Ontology annotation, biological process: regulation of transcription by RNA polymerase II. Gene Ontology annotation, molecular function: DNA-binding transcription factor activity, RNA polymerase II-specific; DNA binding. Gene Ontology annotation, cellular component: nucleus. Bases 688 to 4044 code for a protein of 1118 amino acids. NCBI's taxonomy places the organism in Eukaryota, Metazoa, Chordata, Actinopteri, Cyprinodontiformes, Cyprinodontidae. The record is from RefSeq and is a predicted model, not a curated record.